Anisakis simplex (herring worm) is the source of this 246-nucleotide messenger RNA. The record is from the annotation of a GenBank genome assembly. NCBI's taxonomy places the organism in Eukaryota, Metazoa, Nematoda, Chromadorea, Rhabditida, Anisakidae.
AUGCGUCAAGAGCUUGAUUUUGCAAAGCAUGAACUGAAGGCAGCCAAAACACCCGAAUCAAUCGAAGUGAAAAAUACGUUUUAUGAACAAAUACUGUUACAAUUUAAAGGACAGCUUGAAAAGACAGAGGCCAUGUUAAACGCUGUACCAUCACAAAAAGAGACACAUCGCAAAGAAGUUAUCAAAUUCUUUGAGAUAUUGCAAAAAUAUUAUGAAGAUUGUGCAACCGCAGCAACAAUUAAAUAG